GCCUCCGCUUGUCGCAUGUUUUGUCCAUCCGGUUUCGCGCGUGAUCCACAAACAGGCUGCUCCGUGUGCCGUUGUCGUGACCCGUGCGAUGGUCUGGAGUGUCCGCGUGGCCAAACCUGUCAGCUGCAGGAGGUGCAAUGCAAGUCUGAGCCCUGCCCACCGCUGCCCACCUGCAAGAAAGCGCGCUCUCUGGCCAACUACUGUCCGGCCGGAUUGCCCUUGGCCAUUGAGGACAGCGUCAGGCCUUUCCUGUGCGGCUUGGACGCGGGCAAGCCACAAUGCCCGCCACUCUAUCAGUGCCUGGUGGAGUCCGGAAAUGAUUACGGAGUCUGCUGUCCCAGUGCUUUGACCUUUCAGAAGCCCGGCGUCUGCCCGGCCCCAGAACAAUCGACUUAUACGGAACGCACGGGCUACAUGUGCGGCGCGCCCUGCAGCCACGAUCUGGAGUGCCGCAAUCUGGACAAAUGCUGUUUCACCAAGGGCUGCCAGUUCAACUGCCAGCAGCCGCAAAAUAUGACCGGCUGCCAUCAGGCCAAGGCGCUGGCCGAUGUGCUGGCGCUGAAUGAGCGCGAGGGCCGUGGCUACGUGCCCGACUGCAAUGGACCCGGCGGACAGUAUACGCCACGGCAGUGCUCGCGCAAUGGACUCGUCUGCUGGUGCGUGGAUCCUCGCACCGGGCACAAGAUCAAGGAGUCCAUGGGCGCUGCCAGCAGCGUCAACUGCGAUGGCUGGGAGAACAUGAUCAGUCGCUCCUAUGCGCGCAGCUUCCAAAUGGAGCAAUGCGAUACGAACAUCUGUGCCGCUGUCUGUGAAUACGGAUUCAAGAACGAUCACAAUGGCUGUCCCACCUGCGAGUGCUCGGAGCCCUGCGAGGGUUUCAAGUGCGCCUUGGGCUCCCAUUGCGAGGUCGCCACGGAUCCGCUGUGCGAGUCCGGCUCUUCACUGUGCGCCUCUUGGCCGGUUUGCAAGCCGGAUCUGGCCUACUCCAAUCCCUGCGACAUUGGCACCCCGCUCUCGGACACGGUCAGCGGCGAGGUCAUGUAUUGCUUCGAGGAGCGGCAGGCGCGCAACUUCCAGCCCACGGCUUUCUUCGAACCCGAACCGGAGUCCAAGCAGGGUCGUUCCAUGAGCAACCACAUCAUGUGCCCCGAGCAGUACAAGUGCACCAAACUGCAUCGCGAAGCGGAGAGCGUCUGCUGCCCACUGCCGGAACAGACAACGGCCACAGAGGCAUCCGAGGAGCAGUCCACGGCGAAACAGCAAACCAUGUGCGAAUAUCUGCGUGACUUCUCGGAGCGCAUGGAGGGCACCGAGGCGGGCAUGCAGCUGGCAAUGCCAGCACCGCGCUGCACGGACGAGGGCGACUAUGCGGGACGGCAGUGUGAGCUGCGCAAGAUACGCGUGACGCGUGCGGAGCAACGCCAGAUACUGGAGGAGAAUACAAUCAGGCGCAUGCGCAUGCUCUUGGCCAGCGCGAAGCGCAGUCGCCGCGACACGGAACGUCUGAAGCUGUAUCGCGUGGACGACAGCGCGCUGAAGGUGCAGGUGGCAGCAGGUGGAGCGCGAGCCGUGGUGCCUGUGCAGGCGAUGGGACGCAGCGCCAAGGUCAUCGACGUGGGCGCCGAGCAGCAGCAGCUUUUCGCAGCGGACUUCAAGAAGGUGGCGACGGCAGCGAAGCGAACCGCAACCGCCGACGAGGACCUGGUCGAGAUGGAGGUGGAGCAGUGCUGGUGCGUGGACAGCUUCGGCACCGAAAUACCCAAAUCGAGGGGCUACAAUGUGAGCGACGAGACCUGCCAGCAGCUGCGCGAGCAGCUCGACUGCCUCGACCUCACCUGCCGCAUGGGCUGCGAGUACGGCUUCGCCCUCGAUCCGCACACCCGUUGCCCGGCCUGCCAGUGCCGUGAUCCCUGCGAGAAUGUCGACUGCGGCGCGAGCAAAGAGUGCCGCAUCGUCGAUGUCAGCUGCGAGGGCGAAUACUGUCCACCCGUGCCGGCCUGCCUGCCCCGCAAGCCGGGUCAGUGUCCAUACUUGGUGCCCCCCGGGCCAACAGACAAUCUGGAUGCGAAUGUCUGCGGCUACGAGUGCCGCACGGACGCCCAUUGCGAGGGCACGCGACGCUGCUGCUCGAACGGCUGUGGCACGCAGUGCGUGGAGCCGCAGCUGAAGACCGCCUGCCAGCAUCUGCAAGCGAUACAGCUGCAUCAGAGCUCCGAGCUGGGCAUACCGGCGCGCCAGAUGAGCAUUGCCCAGUGCGAUCCGCAGACGGGCAAAUGGGAGCAGGUGCAAUGCACACCUGACGGCAGCUGCUGGUGCGUCACGGAGCAGGGCGAACAGCUGGCAGGCACACGAGUCAAGGCACCCGCCACGCCCGUCUGCAGAGCCAACUCCAGCUAUGCGUGCAGCCCCCUGAAGUGCGCCUCCAGCUGCGACAGUGGCUUCCAAAUGGAUGAGCAUGGCUGCCCGACCUGCAAGUGCCGCGACUAUUGCGCGGAGCUAAGCUGCGCCAGCGACGAGGAGUGCCAGCUGAUAAGCGUGGAGUGCGUGGACACGCCCUGCCCCAAGAUGCCAAUCUGUGUGCCCAGACGCGACUCGGUCUGUGCCGAGGGCAAGCCGCUGCAGCAGGGCGAGCAGGACAUCAGCUGUGGACCGCACAGCGAGCAGGAGAGCUGCCCCACCACGCACACCUGCCAGCUGAAUCCGGUGAGCAAUCGCGGCGUCUGCUGCUCCAAGACACGCGACGUCUGCUUCGAGUCAAUGGAUGCCCUGUGCCUGGCCAGCGCUCACAGCGGGCGCAACGUCACACGCUAUCGCUUCAGCCCCAAGGCCAACAAAUGUUUGGCCAUUCAAAUAGAUGCAGACGCGCCCACCUGCCAGACCAAGAAUCUGUUUCACAACGAGCUCGCUUGCCAUGCCGUCUGCCCAGUGCUCACGCCUUGCGAACGUCUCAAGUUAAAGAACAGCUUGGCUGCCCAGCGCACUGGUCACUCGUCCGUCUGGUUCCAGCCACGCUGUGAUCCCAUCACGGGCCACUGGAGUCCCGUGCAGUGCUUGGGCAAGCAGCCAGCACUGGCCACCAGCAGCACACAAAUGGUCAGUCGCGCCUUCGCCAGCAGCAGCAGCAGCGUGGGCUCGGAGCAGCUGGCUAGUCCAUAUGGCGUCUGCUGGUGUGCCGAUCGCAAGGGUGCUCCGCUGAAGGGCACGCUGACGCGCGACACCGAGCCCAUUUGCAACAGUCGGCAGGCGCGCGCACGCAAGCAGCUGGAGCUGGCUGAUCCGCUGAUGGAGCAGCUGAUCGCGCAGCUAACGCAGCUGAAUGACGUGAACAGCCUGGAUAUGGACUUGGAUGAGGUGGAGGCACGCUUGCAGCCCACUGAGCGCGCCUUGGAGCUGACCCACUCGCUGUUGGACUCGCAGCUGUCGGUGGACACGGCGCCCAUGCAGCUGAAUACGACGCGCUGCCGCGCCAUGGCCGCCACAGCCACGUUUCCCGUUAGCUGCGAUGCGGCCGGCGCCUUCGAGCCGCUGCAGUGCAGCGAGCGCAGCUGCUGGUGCGUCGAUGCCGCCGGCAACCAGCUGCCGGCCACGCACACCUUCCAGCUGGGCGACAGGCACUGCUCGCCUGUGCCCAUCGAAUCGGUGUCGAUCGAGCUGCACAUGACCAACAGCUCGGAGCACGGCAGCGGCAGCGUACGCAAUGUCUAUGAUGCCAUACGGCGUGAGCUGCAGCAGCUGCUCGGCUCGGCCGUGGAGAAUCUGCGCGUGCAGGAGAACUUCGAUGGGUCGGUGAUUGUGCGCUUCGAGCUGCACAACGAGUCGAAGGUGGACAUGGCCUAUGCCAUCGAGACGGCCAUACAAUCGGGCGGCUUCCAGCUGCUGGGCAAUCGCUUCCAGCCCGAUUUGACGCGCUCCCAUUUCAUACAUCGCACCGCUGUGCCCGCCGUGGCUCAAGCGGCCACCGCCGCCACCGACGAAUCCGUGCAGUUGGCCAUGUUCGUCAUGGCCAGCUGCUCGGCCUUCCUCGUCAGCGUCUUCGUCGUCUACGUGAUGCUCAAGCGCGGCUGGCACAAGACUGGCGCCAUGCACAAGAGCGCCUACGAUUACUCAGUGGGCGUGGCUGGUGGCUGUGAGAAGCCAUUGGACUACUCGCUGCCCAUCUUCGUGCUGGACGACACGCUGCCAGAGAGCAUGAAACCGGCGAAGGCGUAG
Drosophila hydei is the source of this 4209-nucleotide messenger RNA. RefSeq lists its product as uncharacterized. Gene Ontology annotation, cellular component: basement membrane; extracellular region. Gene Ontology annotation, molecular function: serine-type endopeptidase inhibitor activity. NCBI's taxonomy places the organism in Eukaryota, Metazoa, Arthropoda, Insecta, Diptera, Drosophilidae. Gene Ontology annotation, biological process: cell-matrix adhesion. The record is from RefSeq and is a predicted model, not a curated record. The transcript has 4 exons. Bases 16 to 4209 code for a protein of 1397 amino acids.